GCUCACGGAGCCCGGCUGUGGCCAUGACGCUCUCGGAGCCCGGCUGUGGCCGUGCCGCCGCGGGCCGGGUGCACUCUGUGGGCUCCCCACACCCCGGCAGCCGCCACAAUGCUCCCACAGCACCACCCACAGCGUUCAGGCCCGCGGCCGCUGACAGGAGGCGGCCGGAAACCAGUGGGCGGGACCCCGCGGCCGUGCGCGGGCGGGCGGGGCGUCUGCUUACGUGGCGGCGGCGGCAGCAUCACCAUCACCAUGCGGGGCAGUGGCGGCUCAGACACCAGGCCUGGACAUCCCAGACAACAGAAGGUCAAGAGGUCUCUGGGAAGCAAGAAGUCUAAGCAGUUUGAGGAGGUGGAAACUACUGUCCUGGGACUGAACAGUAGAUACGAUGAGACAGUGAGCAACAUUUCUUCUGCUGCACCAAAGGAUCAAGUGAACGGCAACACAGAGUCCAGGAGCAAGAGGACCAUUCGCAGGCCUGCUUACUGGCUGGAAAUGAGAGGGAUCAAAAACAGCGUUACCAAGUCUUCAGAGAAAAAAGCAGGAGAAGUACUAUUGAAAGGCAAGAGGAAAUCUGAGGAAGUGGAAAGUGAAGAUCUUAAAGACUCCCCAAAGAAGAAGCGAAAGCUUUCAGGAAAAAAACAGCAAGCUGGAACACAACGAAACUUCAAAACAGAAGGACACUGUGUUCAGAAAGAACAAAAAACCUAUGGCACAGGUAGUAUGGAAGAGCAAUGGUCUUUGGAAAUUCAGGACAAAGGUCGAGUUACCUGUCCAACAUGUCGGGCUGUGGUGAGAAAGACUGUGGAAGGACUGAAGAAACAUAUGGUAAAUUGCAGACAGGAAAUGUUCACAUGUCAUCACUGUGGGAAGCAGCUGAAGUCUUUAGGAGGGAUGAGAUACCAUGUCAUGGCAGACCAUAACAAUCAGCCGGUUGUGAAGGAGGGAGGAGAAUUGGAUGAGCAGCUUGAGCGAGACCGCCUUCGGAAGAUUUUGAAGCGGAUGGGAAAACUAAAGUGUACGAGGGAGGGCUGCACAGGUAGCUUCACUAGCAUAAUGGGAUACCUGUAUCAUGUUAAAAAAUGUGGGAAGGCAGCUUCUGAGCUGGAGAAAAUGGCUAUGAAGUGCCAUCACUGUGGAAAAGCAUACAGAUCAAAGGCAGGACUUGUCUACCAUCUCCGAUCUAAGCAUGGGCCAGUCACUUUCCUCCAAGAGGAGAGAAGAACAGAGAGCCUGAAGGAAAUAAAACGGGAGCCAAAUAGCACAGGCAGAAUUCAGAGGAGAUCUGCAAAGGUGGCAAUCUACUAUCUCCAUGAGCUAGCUGGAGAAGAGUUGGCCAAAGAGUGGCCCAAGAGAAAAGUUCUGCAAGACUUGAUUCCAGAUGAUCGCAAGCUGAAAUAUACUCGUCCUGGACUGCCCACAUUUAGUCAAGAUGUGCUGUGCAAAUGGAAAACUGAGAUAAAGAUGUACCGAAGAGUCCACUGCCCAAAUGAGGGUUGUGAAUCUGUAUAUGGCAGUGUCUCAGGACUCAAAUCUCACCUUGGCACAUGUACCUUGGGAGACUUUGUGGCUGGUAAAUACAAGUGUCUUCUGUGUGAGAAGGAGUUCAUUUCAGAGAGUGGAGUCAAGUAUCACAUCAACUCCAUGCAUGCUGAGGACUGGUUUGAUAUGAAUACAACUACCACCAAAAGCUUUGAGAAGCUAAUGAAAAUCCGCCAAAGAGAAGAGCAGAGGAAGCAACGGAAGAAACGUCCUUUGACCAGGGGGAAAAAGAAAAGAACUGCGACCCUGGCUGUCAAGAAACUCCCCACUGCUGGAGUUGAGAAAAUCAGGAGAACUAAGAGAGGUCGUCCAAAGCAGGUGGACAAUGAGAGUGCGAGUAGUGAGGAGGGGGAGCCCCAAGUUGCACAGAGAGCCGAAUUUCCAAAAAUCAGCCACAAGCGAGGCCAGAAGUAAAUCCCUAGAAGAGAAGGAAUAACCCUAAAGCUUUUCAGUUACAAGCCCCACCUCUGUCAAGCUCAUAACCCACAACACUGAUAUAAGCAACUGAGUGUCUUUGAGACUGUGACUCCAUUCUACUGAGUGAUCUUGAUUUUGAAACUGUUGCCUCUGGUCAUUUGUGAGAGACUUCAAACCAAAGCUGUGAUACAGAGGAUGCCUCUCCUGCUGUAAUACCCCUGAACAGUGGCACUAGCAGUGUAUCCAGUGUAGUUACUGCUGUGGUUACAGUCUCAGUUUGGGUCACCUUAGUUGCUUGUUUAGUGGUUUCCAGUACAGCAGGUGUCUUAUGUCAUCUUGCUCUGAGGGGUGAGAUCAGGGUUCUUUUAUAGCAGCUCUUUCUCUAAGAGACUGACUAGCACAGUGUUUAGGUCUUUUUAAAGGGGAAAUCCUUUCUUGCACAGUAUGCACACAAACUGAACAGUGCUGUGCAGAAUACCAAGGUUUUAGCUUGCCCUGUAACUGUCCUGUCAUCAGCAAGGCUGCCAACAGGCAGGAAUUACUCUGUUGCACAAGGCACUGUCUUCAUACACUGAUGCUUAGGCUCAGCACCAGACAGUACCAUGUGAGCUCUGGUCUGCUCAAAAGUGAUGGUACAUAAUUAUUACCCUUGUCAGGAACCCAGUAUUCUCCUGGCAUCUGUCUUCUGUAGCACUGGACAUUAAAUGUAUGUAAAGGGUCUUCCAGUCCAGUGAGGAAUAAAUACUCUACAGCCUUUUGGAGAUUCACUGACCCUACAAACCCCCAGUAACUAAUGCAGCGAGGUGGUCUUCUUGAGCCCUCUGAAUACUACUUAUUUCAGACUCACUUGAGAAACAAACUUAUUGCAAGACAGUGCAUAUAUACAGUAGCAGUCUUGCUGAUGCUAAAACCCAGGUCACAUCAAACUACCUUGCCAGUAGUGUUCUUUGUCAUGCCCACGCUCCUAUAGUGUUCUUUUUUUCUGUGCUGUAGAUGGCACCUUCAUUGUGUUACAUCACCUGCUUCUUUCCAAUACUGCUUCCUUUGUGUGAAUGAGGUGUAUUAGCCGUGGCUUCCCUGUGUGAAAAAGAUUAAAAGAAGGGGGUUAAUUAUUCUAAGCCACAUGUUGGUAUGAACUGUGGAUCAUAGGGAGUAUCUUCCUGUGCUCCAUAAAUGCAGCAGAAGCUAGUAGGAAGCAGCACCACAGGCAUUCCUACUCUGUCUUUCAGAGAAUGAGUUCUCCAGAAUUCCUUUUAUCCAAAGACUCACUGUACCAGGAAGCUGCAAAAUUUGCUGUUUUUCUUGCAAUUUUCCAGGCAAGAAAAUAGGCAACUGCUUCUGUGUUAUCUCCCUGUGAAUAUUCAUUGUCUAACAGAGUUGUUGGUUCUGAAAUUCACAGAGAUCAUCUAGUUCUGACUCCCUUGCCAUGGGCAGGGAUGCCUCACAUUAAACCAUGUGUCUCAAGACUGUCCAUCCUGCCCUUAAACGCUGCGAGGGAUGGAGCAUUUACACUUCUCUGGACAACCUGCGCUAGGGCCUCACCACUCUCACAGUAAAGAACUUCUUCCUAAUAUCUAACCUGAAUAUGUGUGAUUACCAGAAUAAUCACUGGCUCUGACAAUGGGAAGUGCUGUAUAACCAAGGGUGUUCUCAGUAGCUGCCUCUCCACUAUCAGUAAAUACUAUCAGUAAAUAUCAGUUUAAAUACUAUCAGUAAGCAAAGCAGACUCCAGAGGAGCAUGGUCUGUCAUGAGGAGUAACACAUGUAUGGUAGUGAGACAGUAUGUAGUGCUCCAUUGUGAUUUACAUGCAGUGGUUACGUUGCCUUUUGGAACUAACUGUACACUGUUGCAGUGCUGUGCUGCAAGUAUAAGUAAGUGGACUCGUAUGCAAGAUGUGUAAGGUGUGCAGGAAGGUGGGCAAGGUCAGAAGACAACAAAAUAAAAUGUUGCCAUUGUGAGAA
Molecule: messenger RNA, 3921 nt
Organism: Melopsittacus undulatus (budgerigar)
Lineage: Eukaryota; Metazoa; Chordata; Aves; Psittaciformes; Psittaculidae
Gene: ZNF512
Product: zinc finger protein 512
Exons: 14
Coding region: 109-1956 (615 amino acids)
Molecular function (GO): zinc ion binding
Source: RefSeq, a predicted model, not a curated record